AAUUUAUAAAGCUGGGUUCUGUCGCUCCAAUAAUGUUUAUUUCGAUUUCAGAACGUUGAGCUAUCAGAUCUUAUGAGCUCGGAUUUGCUAUGUACAGGAAAUUAGUGGUACUAAUCCUGCUGAUCCACCUGGCAGCCGCGGGUCAGAUCCGGGAUGCGGCCGAGGAGAUCGAAGUGCCCCCUGCCCACCGGGCUGCUCCACCGCCGCCUCGCCAGGAAGCUGGAGCUGCUGCUCCCCCACAACCACUGGGGCCACCACCACUUGUGGGCUCUGCACCGCCGCCGAACUAUCCUUUGUUCUACCCAGCUGCGUGGCUGCCAUUCGGACGCUACAGCACCUCCAUUCCCGUCCACGUAGUGGCUGCCUAGGGGAUCGUCCGCCCACUGGCCAUAAGCUGCUCAAGGGACCCAGUUGUCCCUCCUGUUGAAUCCUUUUCCCUGUUAUGGUUGUCAGCUACUCGUUAUUGCCCGCUUUGAAUCAGAAAUAUAUUUUUAGACACGCA
Messenger RNA from Drosophila erecta, 502 nucleotides. RefSeq names its product formin-like protein 20. The record is from RefSeq and is a predicted model, not a curated record. Bases 90 to 368 code for a protein of 92 amino acids. Lineage: Eukaryota; Metazoa; Arthropoda; Insecta; Diptera; Drosophilidae. The transcript is spliced from 2 exons.